Coffea arabica (coffee) is the source of this 1131-nucleotide messenger RNA. RefSeq names its product superoxide dismutase [Mn], mitochondrial. Gene Ontology annotation, biological process: superoxide metabolic process. The record is from RefSeq and is a predicted model, not a curated record. Gene Ontology annotation, molecular function: superoxide dismutase activity; manganese ion binding. Gene Ontology annotation, cellular component: mitochondrion. NCBI's taxonomy places the organism in Eukaryota, Viridiplantae, Streptophyta, Magnoliopsida, Gentianales, Rubiaceae.
AACCGAAAGACGCCGGAUUCACCGCCAUAUUUCGACAAGCCUGUGGUCAGCACACUGGAUUCUCGCUCAUCUCAUCUUCUCAACUAAUCUCCCCUGUUUUUACAAAUACCCUAUCUAUUCAGUUUCCUCUCAAUUUUCGUCUCCUUUUUCCAUUUCGGAAAUCCACAGAAGCUUCUUCGGCAUGGCUCUUCGAACUCUAGUCACCAGAAAAGCCCUAGGCAACUCAGUAGCGUUCCGGCAACAGCUGCGCGGCUUGCAGACCUACACGUUGCCGGAUCUUCCCUACGAUUAUGGAGCUAUUGAGCCGGCGAUAAGCGGAGAGAUCAUGCAACUCCACCACCAGAAGCAUCACCAGACUUACGUCACCAAUUUCAACAAGGCUCUUGAGCAGCUUGAUGAUGCUAUUAACAAAGGCGACGCUCCUACUGUUGUCAAAUUGCAGAGCGCCAUCAAAUUCAAUGGCGGAGGCCAUAUCAAUCACUCUAUUUUCUGGAAGAAUCUUGCACCCAUUCGUGAAGGUGGUGGUGAGCCUCCAAAGGGUUCUUUAGGCUGGGCUAUUGAUAACCAUUUUGGCUCUUUGGAAGCCUUAGUACAAAAGAUGAAUGCAGAUGGUGCUGGUUUACAGGGAUCUGGUUGGGUGUGGCUUGGAUUGGACAAAGAGCUGAAACGCCUUGUGGUCGAAACAACAGCGAAUCAGGACCCUCUGGUUACUAAGGGAUCCAGUUUGGUUCCUCUGCUUGGUAUUGAUGUCUGGGAACACGCUUACUACUUACAGUACAAAAAUGUAAGGCCUGAUUACCUCAAAAACAUAUGGAAAGUCAUCAACUGGAAAUAUGCAAGUGAUAUUUAUGAGAAAGAAUGCCCUUGAUCAGACACUUGCUGAACUGGAGAACUGGCCUCAAGGGAGAUGGUUUACCAGCUCUCUACCCAGUUUAGAUAGGCAAUAAAUUCUGCAACUUUUGUGGCAUCCCUAAAUUUCCCGUUGCAGUGUGAACUUAAUGAUGUAUUAUUAGCGUUGGAUCCUAAAUGCAUAUUUAGUUUAGGUUGUUGCCUGCUGUUCUAAAGCUUUCAGGAUCAUCUUAAUAAUAUCAACCCUCCCUGUGGUUUCAGUUUCUGGUUUGCCACAAAGUA